Messenger RNA from Gadus morhua (Atlantic cod), 1705 nucleotides. It is a transcript of the gene nkx2.4a, whose product is annotated as NK2 homeobox 4a. Gene Ontology annotation, molecular function: DNA-binding transcription factor activity, RNA polymerase II-specific; RNA polymerase II cis-regulatory region sequence-specific DNA binding. NCBI's taxonomy places the organism in Eukaryota, Metazoa, Chordata, Actinopteri, Gadiformes, Gadidae. Bases 182 to 1330 code for a protein of 382 amino acids. Gene Ontology annotation, cellular component: nucleus. The transcript is spliced from 2 exons. Gene Ontology annotation, biological process: regulation of transcription by RNA polymerase II; cell differentiation. The record is from RefSeq and is a predicted model, not a curated record.
CCUGACUACAAUAAACCCGAGCUAAGAGCGCCCUGGGCUCGCCUCCUUCUCCAAGGCGAUCAAUAGUAUCUCAGGCGCACUACAAGCACUCUCCUACGUAGACAUCCACAAGGAGAGAGCUGAUAGAACAACACGCGGUUCAUCUGCUCUCAACAAAAAAACCCUACCUGCUUACUGAACCAUGUCGUUGAGCCCAAAGCAUACAACGCCUUUCUCAGUGACAGAUAUUUUGAGUCCUAUCGAGGAGACCUACAAGAAGUUUAGUGGCAUGGACGGCGCAGGGAACCUAACCUCUCCACUCGGAGCUUACCGGCAGCCGCAGGUGUCUCAGGCAGGCAUGCAGCAGCACUCCAUGGGCCACAACGCCACCGUGGCGACCGCCUACCACAUGCCCCACGCGGUGUCCCAGUUCUCGCACGGAGCCAUGGGGGGAUACUGUAACGGCAGCAUAGGCAACAUGGGGGACCUGCCGUCGUACCAGGAGAGCAUGCGGAACAGCGCGGCGGCGACGGGCUGGUAUGGCGCCAACCCAGACCCCAGAUACUCCACCAUUUCUAGAUACAUGGGACCUUCCACAGGUAUGAACAUGGCCGGGAUGGGGAGCCUCACAGGGAUGUCCGACGCCUCCAAAUCCAUGCCAGCCAUCCACGCGGCGCCCAGGAGGAAACGCCGCGUGCUUUUCUCGCAGGCCCAGGUGUACGAGCUCGAGAGGAGAUUUAAGCAACAGAAAUACCUGUCGGCGCCGGAGCGGGAGCAUCUGGCCAGCAUGAUCCAUCUGACGCCGACCCAGGUGAAGAUCUGGUUCCAGAACCACCGCUACAAAAUGAAGCGGCAGGCCAAAGACAAGGCGGCCCAGCAGCUGCAGCAGCAGGACAGCAGCAGCCUGUGCCAGCAGUCGCAGUCCCCGAGGCGCGUGGCAGUGCCCGUGCUCGUAAAGGACGGCAAACCGUGCCAGAACGGCUCCAACACACCGACACCGGGCCAACAACAACAACAACAACAACAGCAACAACAGCAACAGCAGCAGCAGCAGCAGCAGCAGCAGCAGCAACAGCAGCACAGCAGCAGCAGCAGCAGCAACAGCAGCAGCACACAACAGAACGGUUCGGGGAUCGGACUCGGACUCGCCUCGUCCACUAACAGCAUCAACCAGCACCAGCAGAACCAGCAGAACGUCAACGUGUUGGUGCAGCAGGCCCAGGACUUAGACAUGUCCCCCAGUCCUCCCUCACUGCACAGCCAACUGAGCAUGGCUCAGAUGGACAGCUCUGCUGUAGAUUACACCAGCAACAUGGUCAGCUCAAACCUCCUGUAUGGCAGAACGUGGUAGGACCUGUACAACAAUCAGUCCUUUUUACGUGUUUUUUUUCUAUAUGUUAACCUGCUGGAUGAUGAGCUCAAUAUAUCAUGUUGAUAUACCACAGUGAGACCAUUGGGGGGGACACUUUUUGUGGUGGUUGAAUGGACAACGGCGCAACAGGCGCACCAGCUGAUCAGGGCACGUUUUCUUGACAUUUUGGAGAGGAGGAGGGAGUCUAUUUUGGAACAUUACACGAAAUGGCUGCCCUUGAAACGAGUGACGUCGUUUCUGGACCUUUUUUUUUCUCUCCAAAUCCAUGUUAUGGACUUCCUUAUGGUGUUUUAGACGUUAGUCUAUAUGUGGUUUAUCGACAAGAAUGCUGCUUUCACUUGAGUGGGGACUGGG